This is a messenger RNA of Pongo pygmaeus (Bornean orangutan), 758 nucleotides long. RefSeq names its product protein MIX23-like. The transcript has a single exon. The coding region runs from base 118 to 648 and encodes 176 amino acids. Gene Ontology annotation, cellular component: mitochondrion; mitochondrial intermembrane space. The record is from RefSeq and is a predicted model, not a curated record. NCBI's taxonomy places the organism in Eukaryota, Metazoa, Chordata, Mammalia, Primates, Hominidae.
UAUGUUAAGCACACCAUCAGGCUAUCUUGAACAGAUAAAUUGUGGUAGCUUAUUUUUUCCUGAGCAAUGCACACGUUUUCCAUUUACAAACAUUAAUAUGACCGGGCACAGUGGCUGAUGCCUGUAAUCCCAGCACUUUGGGAGGCUGAUGCAGGCAGAUCACUUGAGGCCAGGAGUUUGAGACCAGCCUGGUCAACAUGGCAAAACCCCAUCUGUAUGAAAAAUAUAAAAAUUAGGUCCAAUAUGGCGGCACCCAGUGGCAGUGUGAACUGUAAGGAGUUUGCACACUUCCAGGAAUUACUCAAGGUGAUGAGGCCUAUCGAUGACAGAAUAGUACAUGAAUUAAACACUACAGUUCCAGCAGCUUCCUUUGGAGGGAAAAUUGAUGCCAGCCAAACCUGUAAACAACUUUAUGAGUCUUUGAUGGGAGCUCAUGCCAGUAGAGACAGAGUCAAAAAAAAUUGUAUAGCCCAGACUUCGGCAGUAGUAAAAAACCUCCGAGAAGAGAGAGAAAAGAAUUUGGACGAUUUAACGUUAUUAAAGCAACUUAGAAAAGAGCAGACAAAGUUGAAAUGGAUGCAGUCAGAACUGAACGUUGAAGAAGUGGUAAAUGACAGGAGCUGGAGGGUGUUUAAUGAACGCUGCUGAAUUCACUUCAAGCCUCCAAAGAAUGAAUAAAGAGAGAUUCUUUUUUUUUUUUUUUUUUUUUUAAGGACUGGGUCAUCUCGUAAGAGCUAAGCAUGACAGAUAUCAACAGG